Marmota monax (woodchuck) is the source of this 4818-nucleotide messenger RNA. RefSeq names its product acyl-CoA binding domain containing 7 (gene Acbd7). Gene Ontology annotation, biological process: fatty acid metabolic process. The record is from RefSeq and is a predicted model, not a curated record. NCBI's taxonomy places the organism in Eukaryota, Metazoa, Chordata, Mammalia, Rodentia, Sciuridae. The transcript has 5 exons. Gene Ontology annotation, molecular function: fatty-acyl-CoA binding. Bases 263 to 529 code for a protein of 88 amino acids.
CCAGCGGCAGAGAGGAACUCUCUGAGUGCCCUUCUCUCCUCCUGGCCAGCGCCGAGAAGCCGACAGCAAAGCGGCGCUGUCUUCGGGUCCCUGGGACCUUGCCCCGCCCCGCCCUCUCAACACCUGACCCAGGGGAACCUCCCGGGCUCGCAGCGCAGCCAAUGGGAGCGGUGGGCGGAGGACAGCUGCCCUUUAAGGAGCGGCCCAGCCUUCCCCAGGCACCCAGCGCCCGGAGAGCAGCAGCAUCCCUGCCUUUGUCACUAUGUCCCUGCAGGCAGAUUUUGACAGGGCCACAGAAGAUGUGAAGAAGCUGAAAACAAGACCAGAGGAUGAAGAACUGAAGGAAAUCUAUGGCCUUUACAAGCAAGCUGUCAUUGGAGACAUUGAUAUUGCAUGUCCAGCACUGUUGGAUGUCAAAGGCAGGGCGAAGUGGGAAGCAUGGAGCUUCCAAAAAGGGUUGUCCAAGGAGGAUGCCAUGAGUGCCUAUAUUUCUAAAGCCAAAGAGCUGAUUGAAAAAUAUGGAAUUUAAAGUGCAAUAGAUGAGAAUGUGCUCCUUCUGAAGUCUUCAUAAUGACCCUACCUACAGGGCUGGGGCUGGGGCUCAGUGGCAGAGCACUUGCCUAGCAUGUGUGAGGCACUGGGUUCGAUCCUUAGCACCAAUAUAAAAAUAAACAAAUAAAAUAAAGGAAUUCUGUCCAUCUAUAAUUAUAAAAAAUUUAAAAGGCCCUACUUACAUUAUUUUAAAAUAGUAAGAAAGAAUGAGUUCAUGUUAUGUGAUUGUAAACAAGUAGAUGCUUUAAAAGUUAACAUUUUAAUAUAUAAUGUUAUGUUAAGCAGUGUGGAAUAUGAGAAAAUGACAUCAAUCACACUAGGUAGUGGAGUUUAGUGUAAAGAAGUGAAAGAAAUAAGGAAACUGGGGGAGUGAAUCUGAUUGCAUUAGUCAGGCCUUGAAGAGAGGAACUAGUUUGGGAAUUGAGAGAGUUCAGGGUCCAGGGAUAAUAAUUCCAAGCAUUUCCCCCAUCACCCAUUUUCACCAGUAAAAUAACUGAGGAGGGCUGGUGGAGGGUAUAUCUCAGUAACAGAACACUUGCCUGGCAUGCACAAGGCCCUGGUUUUGAUCCCCAGCACUGGAAAAAAAAUUGAAGGAAAAAUAAUACUUUACCAAGCAUGAAUUUUGUUGACAAACUUCCCACAAAUGAGAAUUAAGUGGAAUUCUAAUAGAAAGAUAAAGGACUUUGCCAGAAGUGUUCCUUGCCUACUUGCCUUUCAUCCACAGAUACAUAAAUAAUCCAUGGAGAAAUACAUUUAUUCAUAUGUAGUAAAUCACCCUGACAGUAGAAAAUGUGUGACUCCCAAUCUCUAAAACUGCCGAGCUGCAUCUGUGUAAACAAGAAGACUAUUGUAAGGCCAAAAGGAAAAAUGCCUAAAAGUUGGCAAGCAAUGAUAGUUCUAGACACUUGGUUAUGUAGUUCUUGAUGAAGUUUUCCUUGUCAAGUUCCAGAAGAUAAAAGAGAUUUCCCGACAGCACAUGAGUAUCAACAUUUCCACUGGUUAUAUCUUUGCAGACUAAAACAAAAUUUUAUUUAAUAACAACAAAUGACAUUUACCAGUACAAGUAAAGACUUAUUUCCACAUAUUAUUUCUCUAGGAGCUGAUAUCCAGUGGUAGAGUUACUUUCAAGGUGUCAGGUUCUUUGUGUUCUAUAUCUUUAAUUUCUCUAAGACCUACCAGUAUACAGUGGUAUUACUUGUGUUCUUUCAUUUUACAUGAGAUCAGUACCUCUCCAUAAAAGGGGAUGAACUUUGUAUUCACAGCAGUAACUGUUAGUUGACAUUUGCUGAAAACCAUAAAACACACAUUUUAAUAAAUACCCAGAAGUAUAAAAAUAAUUUUACCUGCUACAUCCUUUGCUAGAUCUUUAGAUCCAACAAAGCAUGUUAAGUGAGUCACAAGAAAGAACAGCCUUAAAGAGGUACAAGCGAGAGAGAGUUAGUUAAGCAAUAUCCUGCGGAACCUCUUCCUGUUAAUAGCACCACUGACAUGAAACAGGAGGCCUCACCUUUGACUCUUCCACAGUGCAAACAUUUUUUCACUGGGGCAUUUCUUUCUAUCAGAAACUGCCUGAGCCUCACUGUGAUCCAAGCCAUUUUCCAACCUCAUCUAAGUUCUAGAAUGUACAGCUGGCAGCAGGAUGGUGCUGGGGGGCCCAGGGUCAGGGUGAGGCUAGUUUCAACCAGUGCUGUUGACUGUUGUAGCCCAGAUAUGACCUCCCUGAUUCCUCCCAGCUCUCUCCAUGGCCCAGUAAAGGUUCUGGGGACCUGCAAAUAAAUAAAUUCAGGCCCUGCCCUCCUAUUUCUGAGACACUGGCCGGGGAGAGAUGUAAAUGGAAUAAUCAGACAACUGAAGACAGAUGGAAGUACUACCAAGCCAGGUGAUUGGAGAACAUAGGAGACAUGGGGACAGGCUAGGGCGAAGGUGGGUCUCCCUGAGGAAGUGGAGUGCAUCUGAGUUCUCAAUGAAUAGGAAAGAACUGAGUGAAUGGAAUGAAGGCUGCAGGGAAAGAGAAAAGGAGUUUGAUUUGUUGCUCAGAGAAUAAAGUGGUUAUUGGGAGAAAUCAAGGUGAAGUAGUAUGCAAGAGCCGGGGGCAGGCCACAUAGAGGACUGUGGUCAUCCCAAGAAUAAAGUCACGAUCAAACUUGACUCUCAUCCUCCUGGAUAUAGUGCAGGGAAUGGACUGGGAGGGCACAAGGUGCAUAAGAGAACCAACUGAGGGGCUCUUUGAAUAGUCCAGGUGAGGAUUUCUCUUCUGCCUGGGAUGUAAAAACUAGGAGCGCGACUCCCACCCUCAAGAUGAGGGGGGAAAACAACAGAUAACUCAUGGGAAGCUGUGGUGCAGGGUGCACUACAGGCCCUUUAAGGAGAGGUGGGGUGCCAUAGGCUCCAUCCUGGCCAAGUGCACAAAGAGGCUCUAAAAUCAGCUAGAGUUUUGACAGGGGUUGGGGACAACGAUAGUGAAGUUGGAGCAUGUUGAAAAUGAAAUCACUUAAAAUUAAGCAUAGAGGGAACAUGACCAAAAACCAACCAAACAAACAAAAACCCGUGUCCUGUGGGUAUAAUCUCAUUCACUUCAACAUAAGUGUAGCUCAAGUCCCAGGACAGUGGAGAAGAACAAAAUAGAAAGACAUUUGAAGAAAUAAUGGCUGAAUAUUUCCAAAUUUGACAAAAAUUAUAAAGUCACACAUCCAAGGAGCUCAAGAAACCCAAACAGAAUAAGCAGUGAAAAAUACAUCGAGGCAGGUUGUAAUCAAAUUGAUAAAAUACAUUUAAAAAACCCAGAGGACAAUAUGGACAAUUGUCAAGCUGGAAUUCUUAACUUGUGACUAUAUUUCUAAAGUGAAAAAUAAAGGCAUUUUUAGACACAAAAACCAAGAGAAUUCUAUGCAUCAGACUUGCACUUAAAUAUUAAAAAGAACUUCUUUUAGGCAGAACAAAAAUAUCAGAUGAAAUUUGGAUCUACUUGAAGAAAGAAAAUGAUAUAAAUAAAUAUAAAAGGAUUUUUCUGAUUUUUAAGUCACUUAAAUCACCACUGACUACACAAAAACAAUAUGUAGUAAUUUGUAUAUUAUGAAAGCACAAAGUUCAAGAUAGGGAAUAGAGUGACAUUCUUUUCCCUCUUGUAAGGUACUAAAGGUAUUAAAAAUAAAGUGGUAAAAUAAAUUGAAGGUAGAUUGAGAUAACUUAAAGAUGUAUGUUUUGGAUUCUAAACAAACACUAAAGGAACAAAACAGUGAUUUAUAGCUAACAACCCAAUGAUGGAGUAAAAAUUUUAAAAAAAUUAAAAAUUAAUCCAUAAGAAAAGAGAAGAUGAAAGAAAAAACAAAACCAUGGGACAAAUUUAAAACAAAUUGCAAGAUGAUAGACUUAAAUGUAACCAUAUUAAUAAUUAAAAUGACAUGAUAGAUUCCAAUACUGCAGCUACAAGGCAAAGAUGACUGACUUACAAAGCAAAAUCUAUCUACAUGCUGUCAACAAGGGACACAGAGAAAAAGUACAAGAAUGGGAUAAGAUAAACCAUGCAAACAAUAAUAAAAGAAAUGGGAAUGGCUGUAAUUAGUAUCAGAACAACAACACAAAAGACUUGAAAAUAAGAGGCUGGAUGAAGUGGUGCACACCUGUAACCCCAGUGACUUGGGAGGCUGAGGUAAGAAGGUUGAGGCCAAGCUCAGAACUUAGUGAGACCCUCAGCAACUUAGUGAGACACUGUCUUAAAAUACAAAAUAAAAAUUAAUACAACCACUGUGGAAAGCAGUGUGGAGACUCCUCAAAAAAAAUAGACACAAAAAACCCUAGGAAUGGAAGCACAAUAUGACUCAACUAUCUCACUCCUUGAUAUUUGUCCAAAAGAACUAAAAUCAGCACACUAUAGCCAUAUAGCCACUUCACUGUUUAGAGCAGCACAGUUUACAACAGCCAAAUUAUGGGAUCCACCUGGAUGCCCAUCAACAAAUGAAUGGGUCAAGAAAACCUAUAGAUAUAAUAACAUAUAUAUAGCUAUAUAGAUAUAUCCACACAAUGAAGUUUUACUCAGCCAUAAAGAAGAAUGUAAUAAUGGUAUUUGCAGGUAAUGGAAGGAAAUGUAGAAAUUCAUGUUAAGCAAAAUAAGCCAGACUCAGAAAAUCAAGAGCCCAGUGUUUUCUUGCAUAUGUGAAAGCUAGGGCCAAGUAAGGGAAAGAAGGUGGUGAGGGAGGGGAUAAGAUAUCUUGAAGAUAUAGGGUCGAUCAGUGGAGGAGAAGAACAAGAGGGAUGGAAGAAAGAAGG